Molecule: messenger RNA, 1889 nt
Organism: Octopus bimaculoides (California two-spot octopus)
Lineage: Eukaryota; Metazoa; Mollusca; Cephalopoda; Octopoda; Octopodidae
Source: RefSeq, a predicted model, not a curated record
AUGUUUCGCAAACAGAAAGCUCGUCAGAUUCUAUAUGAAUACAAAAUUCGAGGGAUACGAAGAAACGUUAAUGAGUGCGGUGUUUGUACUGGUCACUCUAUCUGCAUCUAUGGUUUGUUCAUUAUCCGUGGUGUUUGUAUCGGGAUCUUUGGUGACGCUCUCUGUGAUGCUGGUCCUCGCUUGGAUAUUAUCUCUGGGCGUGGAAACUGCAUUGACCAAGCUACAACGCUCAACACUAUUGAUGUGGUUGAUAGUAUCAUUGUCGGUGCUCUUAAUAUUGUGGACGCUUCUGCAAGUGAUAUUGCUAUCACUGAUUUCACUGUAGCUGUUGACAUUGCUUUUCAUGGAAGGAUACUCUUUUAUUUUAUUUUGGCAGUUAUUGCUGUUGUCACCGUUUCUUUUACUGGUUUAUUGCAAAUUCCGUUCGAAAUUACUGUGGACAUUUUGGAUUCUCGCCAGGCCAAAACAACAGUUUUUGGGAUCGGAAUUUUUGAAUACGAGUUUCAGCUCUCCCAGGAAGUUGUCCCCUACUCCAUUAGGAGGACGUGCAAAGGAAAUAUGAACUUGGAAGAUAACACUGUUUUAAUAUCUUGUAAGAAUUUCUUUGGGAGUGCAUUUCUUGGUGAUAUUCCAGCUGAUAUCGACCGUUGCACGAUUUUCAUUCAGCUGCCAAAUAGAGCUUGGAAUCUUUGCAUUAUUCCGGCUUUCGAUUUUUCUGGAUCAGACGAUACUGUUGUGAAAUCAGUGUUUAAAGUAUUCUUUGGUCAGCCCCAUAUAUUUCAUAUUUUCAUUUGUGGUGUUCUGGUUAGUAUUCGUAGAUUUAAUUCCUGUAUCAUAACGAGGGCCUCGGUGUUGCAUAAUGAAUUCAGCGAUACAGAAGUGGCAGCAUUGUUGGGUAAAUUUUUACUGAAGAAAACCAUUAUUCAACGAGAUGAUAUCAGGGCCUUGAAGGCCACGUUACAUGAGAAGGAACUUGAAAUUACGCAUGUGAAGAAAGAAAACCGGAAGAUGAAGAAAUUGGAACAUGAUCGCACAAAUCUGUUCGGAGAGAUAGAAGAGGAAAGGGAAAGAGAAAAAUCACGGAUGGGACGUUAUGCGUCGGAAUUAGAAAUUAGUAAAGAUACAAUAAUGAGACUGAGAGAAGAGGUAGCGUUUUUGAAGCAAACCAUUAACAAAAUGGAGAAUGAUUGUCGCAGUGUAGAAUUUGGCUUGGAAGCAGGAUCAAACCUAUCUGUCGUACAACAGCGAUGUGUGUCCCGAGAUGCGUUUCCAGGGAAGCAGAUACCCCAUCAAACUGAAAGGGAGCGCACGUUAAAAGCACUGAAAUGUGUCGAGGCGAAUAGGGAUUAUUAUAAACAGAGAUUCUUUGAAGCCGAUGAAGAAAAGAAAGAAAUGGAAUUGGAUCUAAAAGAACUACAACUUCAACUGCAGAAAGCUCUCGAUGAUGCGAGUAAAUGGGAAGAAAAAGCUUCACAGUCGAUACCAGUUGUUCAUUGGCGUAGAUAUGAAAUAACAGAUAGUCAUCUACGUGAAUGCAAUACAUGUUCAUCAAGACAUGAAUACGAACUCGCGUCAAUGGGCUUAAAAAAAGAAAUCGAAAUUGAGACGGGUCGAAUUUUCAACAUGGCGGAUUUUGAAACGCAUAAAAGAUGGAGAAUAAGGGAAGCCGUUUUUGGAGAUUUAUUCCGACGGUUAACGGAAUUUGUACGGAAUUGGCUAACACAUAAUAAUUCUGAUUAAAAGGUCGACGUUGCUAAUAUUGUUGCUGUGUACCCCAGCAUGAUUGCUGAUAGAUCAGACAUAAUGAAAAGCAUUUCGGUUAUUACUAUCUUGUAAUCUUUAUGUAUCUCUUGAAAGUAGAAGAGAUUGCAAAUAAAAUCUUUAAUGUA